AUGGAGGUCGACCAGGCCUCCACCUCGCAGCCAGAGGUGCCAGAGCUGCCGGUGCUGUCCCUGCCGGUGUUGCAAAUCGUCAAGGAUGGCCAGGGGCUGCACGGCCUGAAGCACUCCGACUACCAACGCUACAGGCAAGCUGCCAUCGAUGCACGCCCUCCCGGCACCAUCACUCCAGCGACGCAAUACUGCAGCAGAAGACUGAGGCGGGUGUACAAAGGCGUCAAGUUUCUGCACGGCAGGGGCCGCUAUCAGAAGAAGAAGCUCGAGCCGGAAGCAAUCAAGGAUGUCAGGCACCUGCACAUCCCGCUGGUGCAGGCGGAGCGGGCCUGGGCGUAUGCCAUGGAUUUGAAGAGCCAGCUGGAGCAGGACAUGGUGCCCCAGAAGCGCCAGCACCUCAUCCGCCGCCUGGCCAAGGCGGCGCGCCACGCCGCCGACCUGGUGGCCCUCGCCGCGCAGCGCUGCGACGCGCGCACGCAGCUGGAGGCGGAGGCCUACUCGCUGUGGAUGGCGGGCAGCGUGCUGCUGGAGAAGGAGAGCGACUGGGAGGGGGCACUGGCGCGCUUCCUGCGGGCCAGGCAGCUGUUUGAGGAGCUGGCUAAAGUGGGCAGCUUUGAGCAGCAGGGCGUGUGCAAGCACUUUUUGGACCAAGUGGACCCCACAGUCAGGUACUGCCAGUACCAGAUCAGCCGCAAGGGCGGCGCCGCGCCCAGCCCCGCCGAGCUGCUUGAGCUCAUCGGCGGCAGCGGCACGGAUCAGCUGCAGUCCAAGAUUGCAUCGCUGGCGGCAGAGGCACAGGCGGAGAAGGCGGCUGCCACAUCGUCGCUGAGCUGGGCGGGGGAGACGUAUGCCGAGCUGCAGAGCGAGCUGGAUGGAGCGAUGGAGGUGGAGGGCGGCGGCGAGGUGGAUGCGCGUGUGUCUCUGUAUGAUCGGAUGAUCAACGCUUAUGGCGAGGCGCGGCAGGCCAUCAAGUCGGUGCUGGCGCUGGGCCAGGGCGGCGCGGACAGCGCGCAGCUGCGGGGGGAGCUGAUGGCACUGGACCGCGCGGUGCAGGGGCUGGUGCUGGAGCGCACGAUACAGCGCAACCUGUUCCUGGCCGGCGACGCGGAGGCGCGGUUUGCGCGCACGCAGCGGCGCCAGCUCAGCGGGCAGCGCCAGCGAGGCGAGCGCGAGCGGCCCGCGCGCGCCGAGGAUGUGGUGCGCCUGUAUGAGCUGCUGGUGGCCAACACAUCUGAGCUGAAUGAGCUGGCAGCGCACGUGGGAGGGGCGGCGGGAGAGAUGCUGAUGGACGACUGCGCAGCCAAGCAAGCGCACUACCAGGCCGCCCGCUGCCUGUACCUGGCGCACAGCAUGCUGGCGGCGGAGAAGUAUCGGGAGGCGGCGGGCCUGUUUGGCCGCGCCGCCGACCGCUGCAAGCAGGCCGCCAGCAAGUACGAGGACUGCAGCAAGCCAGAUGUGGCUGCCGGGGAGCAGCUGGAGGCACUGGCGCAGCAGGCGGCGGCCUGGGGCGCCGCGGCGGCGGCGGAGCUGCGGGCGGGGGAGCUGCGGGAGAAGGAGGCGGCGCAGGAUGGGCUGGAGGGCAUGAGCCUGGGGGGCGAGGCGGCAGCAGGCAGGAAGCGUGGGCGGGAGGAUGCGUACCUGGCGGAGGAUCUGGAUGCCUGGGAGUCUUUCGUGGGGCCCGGCAAGGGCCAGGCGCGCAUCUGCAGGAUGCCGCCCGCCCUGCGCACCGUGCCCUUCCGCCCCAUCUUCCUGGACACCGCGCUCAACUACAUCCAGGCGCCAGACCUGACACACCGCCUGCCCGCCAAGCAGCAGCAGCCCGCGGCGACGGGGGCCUUGUCCCGCCUGUUUGGCGGCUGGCGCUGA
Molecule: messenger RNA, 1866 nt
Organism: Chlorella variabilis
Lineage: Eukaryota; Viridiplantae; Chlorophyta; Trebouxiophyceae; Chlorellales; Chlorellaceae
Exons: 14
Coding region: 1-1866 (621 amino acids)
Biological process (GO): SRP-dependent cotranslational protein targeting to membrane
Cellular component (GO): signal recognition particle, endoplasmic reticulum targeting
Molecular function (GO): 7S RNA binding; endoplasmic reticulum signal sequence receptor activity; signal recognition particle binding
Source: RefSeq, a predicted model, not a curated record